UUCUGCUUCUCCUGCAUCGGUGACUCUCCCCGACGCUUCCUCCUCGCAGAUCACCGACACAACCUUUAGCCGCAGAGCUUCUCAAAAAGCGCUUUGUGGCGCUGCUUCUCGAAAAGCGCUUUUUGACCGCGCGGCGUCCGCUCUUCUUCCUCUUCGAGCUUCUCUUGCUCCUCCUCCCCCUCGUCCGUCAAUGGCGCUGAAGAAAGGGCAACGCACGUCCUCCGACGACCCCGAGGAGCUCGCGCGCACCCCUCUCCAAGCCCUCCUCCUCGCCGAUAGCUUCGCCCAAAAGUUCCGCCCCAUCACCCUCGAGCGCCCUAAGGUGCUUCUCCCGCUUGUGAAUGCUCCGAUGAUCAACUACACGCUCGCGUGGCUCGAAUCCGUGGGCGUCGAGGAGGUCUUCGUUUUCUGCUGCGCCCACGCGCAGCAGGUGAAGGACUACCUCGACGGGUCCGAUUGGGUGAAGCACCCCUCCGCGUUCUCCGUCACCACCAUCGAGUCUCACGAUUCCAUCAGUGCUGGCGACGCUCUCCGCUUCGUCUACAAUCACGGCGUUAUACGUGGAGAUUUCAUUCUCAUAACUGGCGAUACAAUCAGCAACAUGAGCCUGACACAAGCACUUCAGGAGCACAAGGAGAGAAGGAAGAAAGAUCCACAUGCAAUUAUGACUAUGGUUAUCAAACGUUCUAAACCGUUGCCCCAAUUACACCAAACUCGACUUGGCACUGAUGAGAUUCUGAUGGGUAUUGAUCCUGAGACGAAAGAGCUCCUAUACUAUGAAGAUAAGGCUGAUCGCUCACGGCGGCUAAUUACUCUCGAUAAGAGCUUACUCGCUGAUAAUCCUUCUCUGAUUUUGCACAAUGAUAAGGAGGAUUGCUACAUUGAUAUAUGCUCUCCAGAUGUUCUUAGCAUUUUUACUGAUAAUUUUGAUUAUCAACAUCUUCGCCGUCAUUUUGUGAAGGGUUUACUAGUUGACGAUGUUUCGGGCUACAAAAUCUUUACUCAUGAGAUUCAAUCAAGUUAUGCAGCGAGAAUAGAUAAUUUCAGGAGUUAUGACACAAUAAGUAAAGACAUAAUCCAAAGGUGGACUUAUCCUUUGGUGCCAGAUAUACUCUAUUUUGGAAGUCGUACACCAAUGAAGUUACAAAGGCAAGGAAUUUUGAAAGCACCUGAUGUUAUUCUAUCACAUUCUGCGAGAAUUGGUCCUUAUUCGUCGGUCGGGAGUGGAACGAGUAUCGGCGACAACAGUGUUAUAAUGAAUUCAGUUAUCGGGGACUGCUGCACUAUUGGUCGAAAUGUUUCAAUUCAUGGUUCCUACAUAUGGGAUAAUGUCGUCAUUGAAGAUGGAUGUAAGUUAAGCCAUGCAUUAGUCUGUGACGGUGUCCAUUUAAGGUCUGGAGUAGUUCUGGAACCUGGCGUCAUAUUGUCAUUUAAGGUUGAAGUUGGGCAAAAUAUUGUUGUUCCUGCUUAUUCGAAAGUUUCACUACUUCCCCAGCCAUCCACCCAAGACAGUGAUGAGGAACUUGAGUAUGCUGAUGCCAGUAGUGGAGUUGUAGAGAGUCCAUCAAUUACCAGUAUGGGAAAUGCAGGAAAUUUUGAUCAAACUGCUGUCUCAUCUGAUGGAGAAAAGUUGGACAACUCUGAGGUUGGGAUUUCUGGAGUUGGUUAUAUAUGGUCAAACAGUGAUGGAGGAAAUGAAGAAGAGUGGAGAUAUUCAAUUGCUUCGAUUACAGCUGAAAAAAUUAUGGAGUAUUGUAAUGAGGCUUAUGAUGAUCAUGAUGCAUCAGAUCAUGAUUUAAGUAUUCCACAAUCCGGAGAAUUGGCACAUGAUUCGGAGAGUACCGGCUUUGAUGAGGGAGAUGGUGAAGAUUAUAGAGAUACUUAUUCCAAGUUUGAGAAAGAGGUGGAAGAAACUUUCCAACGAGCUCUUGGUGGUGUGCAUGAAGAUAAUUUGGUAUUGGAAAUGAAUGCUCUUAGGUUGUCAUACGACAAGUCGCAUUUGGAUUGUGCUGGGGCUGUGUUUUACUCUGUAAUGAGAAGUGCAUUAGCAGCUGCUCAAUCUUCUAAUAGUAAUCUAAUACAGACAACUAAUGAGGUGAUUGACAAGUGGAAGGGUUUUCUCGGGAAAUACAUCAAAAGUGAGGAUGAGCAGUUUGAGGUGAUAUUGAAGUUUGAGGAGAUGUGCCAGGAGACUGCAAAAGAGUUCUCUCCGCUCUUUGCAACGAUAUUACACCGCCUGUACGAUAAAGAUAUUAUAACAGAGGAUGCAAUUUUGUCAUGGGCAAUGGAGAAAGAGGGAGCGGAUGAAUCUGACAAAAUAUUUGUUAAGCAGUCAGAAGCAUUCAUCACGUGGCUGAAGGAAGCUCCGGAAGAAGAUGAAGAUGAAGAUGAAGAUGAUUGAACCGCGAUUAUCAAUUCAUAUGUAAAGGUAGUUUCAUUUUUGAUGUUCUGCUGAGGUACAACUAAUCCGCAUUUUUCGGAUGACAACGGAGAAAGAAAUUUGUAUACUACACUUUCUUUUUCUUUCCCUUGAUCAUAGGAAAGGAUUUGGCUGAGAAAUUUGUAUGAUUGAUUAUAGUAGGUCAGUGUUACUACCUUCAGUAACUUUAUUUUUAUUUUUUCCCCCUUGAAUUGCGGAGGGACUGAUAUUUAAAAGGCUCAUCUGGUUGUUUACUUUA
Ananas comosus (pineapple) is the source of this 2678-nucleotide messenger RNA. Its product is annotated as translation initiation factor eIF-2B subunit epsilon. Gene Ontology annotation, molecular function: translation initiation factor activity; guanyl-nucleotide exchange factor activity; translation initiation factor binding. The record is from RefSeq and is a predicted model, not a curated record. Gene Ontology annotation, biological process: biosynthetic process. Gene Ontology annotation, cellular component: eukaryotic translation initiation factor 2B complex. Bases 191 to 2401 code for a protein of 736 amino acids. NCBI's taxonomy places the organism in Eukaryota, Viridiplantae, Streptophyta, Magnoliopsida, Poales, Bromeliaceae. The transcript has 15 exons.